UUCCCACACCCGGGCGCGUGCCGGCGCCUCCGGACCAGUGGUUCCGCGCGUUCCUGCACGGAGGCGCGGGGCUCGAACGGACGCGACCCCCUUGGUCCUGCAGCAGCUUCCCCGGCCCGCGGGAGAUGUCAGACUGAAGUGAGCGAAUUCAGAUAUAUAACUCAACCUUGUUAGAGGGCUUUAUUAAAAAAUAAAGAGUUGAUUCCGUGCAUGAGAGCAAGUUACUGCUGCUUACCGUUCAGAGACUUACAGGUGCUUGCCUGCAUUGCAAUAAAGGACUCAUAUAUUGAGCAAGACUUAUAUUUAUCUCUUCGUUUUGGAGAGCCUAAUAAACUGUUAUUACAGUUUCUCUACUGACUUUCAAAAGUUUUGAAGUUUGAAAGAGACAUCUUUACAAUUAAUACAGCAUGAGCACGGCCAGAACAGAGAACCCUGUUAUAAUGGGUCUGUCCAGUCAAAAUGGUCAGCUGAGGGGCCCUGUGAAGCCCAGUGGUGGCCCCGGAGGAGGGGGCACACAGACACAGCAACAGAUGAACCAGCUGAAAAACACCAACACAAUCAAUAAUGGCACUCAGCAGCAAGCACAGAGUAUGACCACCACUAUUAAACCUGGUGAUGACUGGAAAAAGACUUUAAAACUCCCUCCAAAGGAUCUAAGAAUCAAAACUUCGGAUGUGACCUCCACAAAAGGAAAUGAGUUUGAAGAUUACUGUUUGAAACGGGAGUUGCUGAUGGGAAUUUUUGAAAUGGGCUGGGAAAAGCCAUCUCCUAUUCAGGAGGAGAGCAUUCCCAUUGCUUUAUCUGGUAGGGAUAUUUUAGCUAGAGCAAAAAACGGAACAGGCAAGAGCGGUGCCUACCUCAUUCCCUUACUUGAACGGCUAGACCUGAAGAAGGACAAUAUACAAGCAAUGGUGAUUGUUCCCACUAGAGAACUUGCUCUACAGGUCAGUCAAAUUUGCAUCCAGGUCAGCAAACACAUGGGAGGGGCUAAAGUGAUGGCAACCACAGGAGGAACCAAUUUACGGGAUGACAUAAUGAGGCUUGAUGAUACAGUGCAUGUCGUGAUAGCUACCCCUGGGAGAAUCCUGGAUCUUAUCAAGAAAGGAGUAGCAAAAGUUGAUCAUGUCCAGAUGAUAGUAUUGGAUGAGGCAGAUAAGUUGCUGUCACAGGAUUUUGUGCAGAUAAUGGAGGAUAUUAUUCUCACGCUACCUAAAAACAGACAAAUUUUAUUAUAUUCUGCUACUUUCCCUCUUAGUGUACAGAAGUUCAUGAAUUCCCAUUUGCAGAAACCCUAUGAGAUUAACCUGAUGGAGGAACUAACUUUGAAGGGAGUAACCCAGUACUACGCAUAUGUAACUGAGCGCCAAAAAGUACACUGCCUCAACACACUUUUCUCCAGGCUUCAGAUAAACCAGUCGAUCAUUUUCUGUAACUCCUCUCAGAGAGUUGAAUUGCUAGCCAAGAAGAUUUCUCAACUGGGUUAUUCUUGCUUCUAUAUCCAUGCUAAAAUGAGGCAGGAACAUCGGAAUCGUGUAUUUCAUGAUUUCCGAAAUGGCUUAUGCCGCAAUCUUGUUUGCACUGAUUUGUUUACCCGAGGUAUUGAUAUACAAGCUGUGAAUGUGGUAAUAAACUUUGACUUCCCAAAGCUGGCAGAGACCUAUCUCCAUCGUAUUGGAAGAUCAGGUCGCUUUGGUCAUCUUGGCUUAGCCAUCAACUUGAUCACAUAUGAUGAUCGCUUCAACCUGAAAAGUAUUGAGGAGCAGCUGGGAACAGAAAUCAAACCUAUCCCAAGUAACAUUGACAAGAGCCUGUAUGUGGCAGAAUACCACAGCGAGCCUGUAGAAGAUGAGAAACCUUAACAAGCAUGUGUGUACCCGACAAAAUAGCAAAGUUUUGACAAACUACAGAAGGCUCGUUUGGAUCUGUGACACAUCGAUUUUGGGGGGAUGCUCUUCUCUUUGUGGGUUUUUCAUCUUCUUUUAUUUUGGAACUAUGAAGACUUAAAAGAGCUCAGACAUUUUUUCUUUUAAUUGGUGAAGAGAAAAAAAGCUAAAAAGGAAUUUACCUUUUUUGUUCCACUUGUUUGCACUGUGUGCUGACUGAACAUUAGUUGCACUAACUGCUGGUUUUUUAAAAAUGUUUUCUGGGGAAGGGGGACAAGGAAGGAGGAGAAAGAAGAGAAGGGGAGAAACCCUAAAAAGAGAAGAAUCUUGAUGAACACAAGCUUGUCUGCGAUUUCAAAAUUCUCCAACAGCUGACUCUUGAGUGCAUUUCAACUUCUCCCUGGUUACUCAUCCGUUUUUUAAGCCUGAAGAGCUUAUUACUUAUUUGUGCAAAGUGCCUUAUGCUAUGAGACCAUUCAGAAUAUCAUCUUUUAGACACAGCCCAAGGAAUCAACAGUAGUAUUGUUUUUUUUCUUUUUUCAUUCUUUUUAAAAUUUUUGUCUUUCCGUUUUGGUUUCAAGUUGAAGUCUCUCUCUUCCCUUUCUACCCGAUACUCAAGCCCAGGGCUGGAAGAUGAAACGUAUUAGUAAUGUUAAACACCAUUUUCUUUUUCUUUAUGUGGAGGAGUUGAUAUGCAACUGCAGUUCAUCCGCACUGUAAAUACAUGUAUUUAAAAAAAAAAAACAAUCCCAAGUAAAAAUUUCUUCUGGGCUGAGUAGAUGCAACAUCAUCGCUCCCAAAGGAAAGAGCAGUCUAUCAUUGCAGGAGCCAUAUGACAAGCCUUUUGUGCUCUAUAGCAGAACACUAAAGACUGGUUUACAUACACCUCCAUUAGCAGUUAUGGCACUUGAUGUGUAGACAUGUCAGAGCCUUUGACCCUCUUUCCUCUGUGGCAAAGCGUGUCCCAUAGAAAAUUGGGUGUGUAUACUUGUAUAAACUUUGUAAAUAGGUUUUUUUCUGGGUUCAUAUAUAUAUAUACAUAUAUAUAUAUAUAUAUAUUUUUUUUUUUUUUUGGAUGAAGGUUGCUGGGAUUAAGGGGAUUAGAUUGAUUAUGGGAGCAGCUAAAGAUGAGAGGGGCUCAGUUUUCCGCAACACUAAAUUCUAAAAAAGUACUUUGGCUUCUUACUGUAGAGAACAGACCUCUACAGGGACAUCCUCUGUUGGAAAAGGGACCCAGAAGUCUGGGAUCACUGCUGCCACACUUUGUCUCAUAUAGUACCUUUGGAGGAGGCCUGACAGAGAGAGCAAGGAAGCUUCAGAAACCUGUAAUUCAAGAUGUUAUUUUUGAGACACUCUCUCUGAUAAUGUUUCUUCCCCCCUUUUUAAAAGUUUGAGAAACUUUUCAAGCUCAGCAAAAGGGGACAAAGACUAAUUUGCCUUGCAGUGUGGCAGUUUGAUUGAGUGGCAGUUUCUUUGAGCAGUAUAUGUAUAAAGCAUGGAUUUGCAUUUCAGAAUAUUAGCCAGUACCAGCUGUGGUGACAUUAGCAGUUCUGGGGCUUACUUUCUGUGGAUCUUCUCCUGUACUGUGUAAGUGUAUUGCCCUCUGCCCACCUUGAUACAUAAACUUGCAGGAAUGGGCAACCCCUGAGAGCUGUUAACCUUGAUGCUACAGAAAGCUGCUUGCCAUCCUCUUGCUUUGUGACAAGAAUUAUCUGUCAUUUUGCAUUGUAAAUUGCUGGCAAACGCGUUACAGUCAAUAGUGUUGCUUUAAAUUGUGCCCCUCCCAACAUGCUUGAUGUUUGGCCUGAUCUCCAGGCAAAAGGAGUGAGAUGAAGCAAAACCAGUGAACUUUUUUUUUAAUGUUUUUAAUUCCCUUUUAACCCAGUGUACUAGGUCAAUUAGGAGGCAUCUAGGAUUUUUUUUUAAAAAAAAGGAAAAAAUAAAAUUAAAAAAAUUUGAUUUCCAUAUGCCACUGUUUUCCAAAACCCUAAAAUAUUGCAAGAUGUGUCCUUCAUAAACUUUCAUGCUUAACUCAUCUGGAAAAAGAAAUCAGUUAUUCAGAGUUGCUUUUUGACUCUGCCUAGUUCUAAGCAAAAUUGUGACACCCAGAAUUCCUUGAGGAUCAAAAUCCUGCAGAUGCCUCCUGAUCAGACAUAGCCCUAACUCCUUAAAAACUGUAGCAAGAGCUGCACAGUACAAACCCCAAAAAGAAGAACUCAUUUAUCUGGUAGCCAAGCCACAUGUGUCUAUCCAGCCAAUGUUGGUUACUAAAUACAAGGCCUACUUAAGGAAGUAACCUUUUUCCGGGGAGGGGUGGGGGGAGGGAAUUUAAAAGGCAUCAACUUUUGACCAAAAAUCUUGCCCUUGUACUGAUGCAGCUCUCUCUUUCUCCCCCACCUCUGGCGAGAUAAGAGGAAUCAUUCAUUAUAGAAGAAAAACAAGGAAUGCUCAUAAAUGAAGUUUUGUGUCUCGCUAGAGUGUGGGUGACUAAGCAGCGCGGUCUUGUUUGCCAUCAGACUGUGCUCUGCCUGGUGCCACGUGCCUGUGGGUCCCUCUAAAAGCACAGACUUUAAAUUGAAAGUAUUACUGAAGUACAGCCUCUGAUGAGGAGUGGCACUUAAAACUAUCUGGGACACCACUAUUGGACACAGUCUUGUAGAGGCAGCUGUCCAGUUUUGGUGCUUGUCUCUUGAAUAGGAAUUGUUAAAUGGAAAGAUGCUCAAAGGACUAGGUCAAAGCCUAGUCUCUUUUUUUUUUUUUUUUUUAAUCGCCCUUACAAUAAGGAGCAUUGUUACUAUUGGAAGUUGUUUUUGUGUUCCUUGCAGAUUGGGUGUUUAAGUAAUGAUAAUAUUUUUCCACUGGUUCAUUUGGAUGAAAACUGUUUGCCCAAUUUUUAAUAUUUAAAUUACAUUCAGCACCUGGUUUAACCAGUGGUUAUAUAGUUGUGUAAUGGUUUGUGGACUGUUACAUAGCUGGCUGCCUCUGUCCUUCUCUUUUCCUUACAUUCCGAUGGAGAAACUUUCUUGCCUUUUCUCUUAGUAAUGGAAUGGAAUAAAUUUAUUCUAAAAUGAUCUUCCAUGGGAAGAAGGGAGAGAGAAACCUAAAUAUAAUCUCUAAAUUAUUUUCAAGUUGGUCCCAGCAUCAUAAUAUGGGUUGGCCCCAAAGACUGGGGGGAGGGGGGAGGCAACUGGUUAUCAAUAUUUGUUUUCAGAAUGAGAUGGGAGCAUCUUUCCUUUGCCAUGUGCUUUGUGUUAGAGACCAUCAUGCUUGGGUUAGAACCAGAUAACCCAGCACAAAGCCUUGAGUGUAAAUUGUUGGAAUCAAAACAUCUCAUUCUGAUAACUUGAUUUUUUUUUUUAAAUAGGGGUGGGAGGGAGGUUACUUUGCCCCAAAAGGGAGGGUAUCUGCACUAAGGAUUUAGAAACACUUUGGAAGCUCAUAACCUCAUCAGUAACUGCCUUUAGUCACACUCCUGACCUUAUAGAUGAGUAACAAAAAGAUGGGAAUUAAGCCAUGUUAUUUUAAUUUGCUCCUUUUUCAACGUUCUGUGUCUCUUAAGCUGUUAUUGUGGAAUCAUUUUCUGGCAAAAUAACCUUUGUCAAGCAAAAUUAUUGGCCUUGUGGGAGCUGACGUCAGUCAACUUUGGUGAAUUUAAGUGGACUUUGGUGAGCUUAUAGUGGUACUUUAUAUCCUUAAAGGUAGUUUUUUAAAACUUCCAAAGAAAACCCACUCUCCUUUCUGAUCUAAAAACUCAUCUUUGGGGUAAAGAGUUCAGUGUCCAAAGGUUGUAACAGUUCAUGAGGUAAGAGGGCGCUAGCCUGGCAACUGGAUUCUGCCCCUCUGUAGCUGACAGAUUCCAACAGAAGUGUGUUUAAAUUCUCCAGUAGACAAUACUGGGCGGGGGGGAGGGAGGGGUAGGGUUGGGUUGCUAAGGUACAGGCUGCUGUACUUUACCCAGUGGUUGUGAGGGAGGGUCCCUGGAGAAAACCAAGUUGCUAGUCCCUUUUUUGAAACAAAAUUAAAACUUGAAAAAAAUGUUUAGUACAAAAUGGGAUAGAAUUUAAUGUCCCUAGCCACAAGGGACCAGUUCCACUGAGAAGUGAACAGUGGGGACUCAAUUUUGAAAACAUUUGGGGAAAGGGAAAAUUGGCUUUCUGUUAAUUGGCAAAUGUUCCAGUGGGGCUGUUUUUGUUGGAAUGUGUUAUGUUGUAUGUACACAUAUAUGGACCAGAGUGUCUGCUGAGUUUAUAAAGUUAAAAGCUGGUUGAUAAAAUCUUGAUUUUUGUUACUUUAUCACAAUAAAAGCCCACUGGAACUUCA
Molecule: messenger RNA, 6203 nt
Organism: Delphinapterus leucas (beluga whale)
Lineage: Eukaryota; Metazoa; Chordata; Mammalia; Artiodactyla; Monodontidae
Gene: DDX6
Product: DEAD-box helicase 6
Molecular function (GO): ATP binding; RNA helicase activity; nucleic acid binding
Source: RefSeq, a predicted model, not a curated record